UCGGAUUUUUCUGACUCUAUCUCUAAGAUUAUCAACUUCUCUCUCUAAGAUAUUACCCUCUCAACUCUAUUCGGAAUUUCCUCAGUUCUUCCAUCGUCGGUUAUUCUCCCAUUGCUUACUCUCCUUGACCCAUCUUCCCGAGUCUUUACCGGCGACAAAUUGAAGGCCAUAGAGGAAGAGGUCGCGCGGUUAUUGGCAGCGGGAUUGAUACGCCCGGUGAAAUAUCCAAAGUGGUUGGCAAACGUAGUCCUGGUGAAGAAAUCUUCAGGAGCCUGGCGAAUGUGCGUUGACUACACAACAAUCAACAAAGUGUGCAGGGAGACCCUUACCCACUCCCUCGCAUUGACCAACUUAUCGACGCCACCGCCGAUCACGAGACACUGUCUUUCCUUGACAUGUUCUCGGGAUACCACCAAAUCCCAAUGUCCCGCGAAGAUGAGGAAAAAACGGGUUUCAUGACGCUGUUUGGAAACUUCUGUUUUGUUGGGAUGCCGUUCGGAUUGAAGAACGCAGGCGCGACAUACCAGAGAAUGAUCGACACGGUGUUCUCCCGACAGAUUGGGCGGAACAUUGAAGCAUAUGUGGAUGAUCUCAUUGUCAAGACCAAAGCGGGCAAUUCACAUCUGGAGGAUCUGCGUGAGACGUUUGAAGCUCUCCGCGAACAUAACCUUCGCCUAAACCCAUUAAAGUGUGUUUUCGGAGCAGAAGCGGGGAAGUUUCUUGGGUUCAUGAUAACCAAGCGCGGCAUCGAAGUCGACCCAAAACAAAUCACGGCGGUCCAACAACUACGGGCACCAAGAAGCGCAUUGGAAAUCCAAUCCCUGAAUGGCAAAAUAGCAGCGCUGGGGAGAUUCAUACCAAGGUCAGCCGACAAGUGCGCGCCCUUCUUCAAAACACUCAAAAGCGGCACAAAGUUUGCAUGGACCAAGGAAUGUGAAGCAGCAUUCCAAGAGAUGAAAGCGUAUCUUGUAUCCCCUCCUGUAUUGACCGCUCCCAAGCUUAAUGAAAAAUUAUUCCUUUAUCUGGCCGUGUCGACAAGAGCUGUGAGCGCAGUCCUGAUAUCCAGAAGAAAUGAUAAAACCGAGCAACCUGUGUAUUAUACUUCGCGUACGCUAGUCAGCGCGGAAACAAGGUACUCCCCAAUAGAGAAAGCCGCCCUGGCAUUGGUAAGCGCGUCACAGAAGUUGCGUCCCUAUUUCCAAGCGCACCAGAUCACUGUCCUGACCAACCUCCCGCUAAAGAAAAUCCUAACUUCGAUGGAAGUGUCGGGGCGCAUGGUGAAAUGGGCGGUCGAACUCUCAGAAUACGAUAUCCAAUAUGCGCCGAGACCAGCAAUAAAAGCCCAAAUCCUAGCAUAUUUCAUCGCUGAAGGAGUCACCCUCGAAACAACACCAGAGGGAGUAUGGGAGGUUUACGUCGACGGAGCGGCAAAUAAACAUGGUGCUGGCGCGGGGGUCGUUGUGCGCACACCCACAGGCGCCGUUCAUGAGAUAGCAAUCAGAUUCAGAACGUUGAAGACGAAUAACGCGGCCGAGUACGAGGCCAUCCUGGCGGGAAUGACUGUCGCCCACGAAUUGGGCGCAAGAACGAUAAGGGUACUUUCCGACUCCUCCCUGGCAGUCAACCAACUGAAUGGAACCUUUGACGCAAAGGAAGACACCCUUGCGCAUUACAUGGAGCGUGUCAAGCUACGGGCAGCCAUCUUCGAGGUGGUAACUUACGUGCAAAUACCGAGAGAGGAAAAUGUGCACGCCGACGCGCUAUCCAAGCUAGCAACCGCCACCGACUUCGAGACAACGCGUCUCGUGUCGGUCCAGAAGGAAGAAGAGGAAAAUCGCCAAGAAGUGGCGAUUAACACCACCCAACUCAUGCCCGAUGAGGACAGGAGAACCCCAAUUGUGCAGUACUUACAAGAUGGUACGAUACCGGAGGAUGCUAAAGAGGCGUGGACUUUGAGACAAAAGGCGGCCCGAUGCACACUCAUUGGAGGAGAAUUGUACCGACGGUCGUUCUCGGGUGUCUACCUAAAGUGCAUCGGACAAGAAGAGGCGCGCGACAUGGUACGUGACCUACAUGAAGGGUUGUGCGCAAUGCACGCUGGCCUACGCAGCAUGGAGGGCACCAUUUUGCUGCACGGAUACUACUGGCCGCGAAUAAAAAAGGACACGAAGAAAUACGCGGACCAGUGCCACAAGUGCCAAGUUAACGCGCGUCAGCACCAUCUCCCGUCCACCGAGCUCCAAGCCAACCUGAGCCCAUGGACUUUCGCGCAAUGGGGAGUGGAUCUCUUGGGUCCCUUCCCAACGGCAAAAGGAAAGCGCAAAUACAUUAUUGUGGCAGUAGACUACUUCACCAAAUGGAUCGAAGCUGAAGCACUAGCCUCGAUAACGGCGCAACAGGUGACGCUCUUCCUGAAGAACAACAUCUUGUCGCGCUUUGGAGUCCCGAACGCGCUCAUCUUCGAUCACGGGAAUCAGUUUGAUUGCGCAGAAGUGAUAGAUUUCUGCGACCAAGUAGGAACCAUCGCAAGGUUCGCAUCGGUAGCUUAUCCCCAAGCCAACGGCCAAGCGGAAUCCGCCAACAAAGCAAUCGCGCAUGGCUUGCACACCCGCUUGAACGAUGCCAAAGGUAAUUGGGCUGACGAGCUCAACACAGUGCUAUGGGCGCACCGCACCACGUACAAAGUGGCAACGGGCGAAACCCCUUUCGCCCUUACAUACGGCACCGACGUGGUAAUUCCCAUUAGGACAACAGCCCCGACCUAUCGAAUCACGAGGUACAACGAAGAAACCAACGAUGAAGCGUGUUUGCUGGUCCUGGAGUUGUCACAGGAAAGGCGCGAGUUGGCAGCAAUCAAGCUGGCCGCAAUGAAAGAGCAGGUAGCCAAGUACCACAACGCGAAGCUGGUUCCACACAAGUUGAUCCUCGGAGACCAAGUACUACGGCGGAACUUCCGUCCCGACCCCAAGCACGAAAAGCUCGCCUCAGUGUGGGAGGGUCCAUACCUAAUCCGCGAAGUGGUCGGUGCCAACACCUUCAAACUCAGCAAGUUGGGGGGCAACAAGAUACAAAGAACGUGGAACGCGCAAAAUCUCAGGAAGUAUCACCAGGCAACUUAAUAUGUAUUUUACUCGCUAUGGCGCUUUGUCGCAAGGGAAUGAAAAGUACUCAGUUCG
This is a messenger RNA of Linum trigynum, 3176 nucleotides long. NCBI's taxonomy places the organism in Eukaryota, Viridiplantae, Streptophyta, Magnoliopsida, Malpighiales, Linaceae. The record is from the annotation of a GenBank genome assembly.